This is a messenger RNA of Penicillium argentinense, 2661 nucleotides long. RefSeq names its product C6 transcription factor FacB/Cat8 (gene facB). The transcript is spliced from 5 exons. The record is from RefSeq and is a predicted model, not a curated record. Gene Ontology annotation, molecular function: DNA binding; zinc ion binding; DNA-binding transcription factor activity, RNA polymerase II-specific. Gene Ontology annotation, biological process: DNA-templated transcription; regulation of DNA-templated transcription. Bases 1 to 2661 code for a protein of 886 amino acids. NCBI's taxonomy places the organism in Eukaryota, Fungi, Ascomycota, Eurotiomycetes, Eurotiales, Aspergillaceae.
AUGCCUGGUAUCUUGCCCAUGAAAGUGAUCAAGGUCGGUGGCACCGGGUCCCAAAGCCGGAUCGCCCAGGCCUGUGACCGAUGUCGAAGCAAGAAGAUCCGCUGCGACGGCGUCCGCCCCUGUUGCUCCCAAUGCGCCAACGUCGGUUUCGAAUGUCGAACAAGUGAUAAGCUCAGCCGGAGGGCCUUCCCUCGUGGCUACACCGAGUCCUUGGAGGAACGGGUGCGAGCCCUGGAAGGCGAAGUCAAGGAUCUGAAGAAUCUGUUGGAUGAGAAGGACGAGAAGAUCGACGUGCUCUCCCGCAUACAUUCCUUUUCACCCCCGUCGCAGAGAGCCGCCUCGAUUCGGUCUCCCUCGGCCUCUGCGCCGAGUAAUAAGUCGCCUAGUUCUGAAGCGGCAGAGGGAGUGGUGCAUGUUGCGCGAUCUAAAUUAAAACCGUCCCCUGAGAACCCUUAUACCGCUCUUUCAAGCACCCAGGGUUUUGCUGAUGUAUUCACCGAUAAGCUGGCCAGCCAGGAGAAGGUGACCAAGAAGAUCCCCACGACAGCCUUGACCAAACUGUCAACUCCCGUCUCCCGGGGCUCUUCCCAGCAAGUCGUCAAGACACCCCCGCGCUUGGUGUCGGACCAACUCAUCAACAUAUUCUUCCAGGAGUGGGCUUCCUUGUAUCCCGUCGUCCAUCGCCCGACCAUUCUGAAAGCAUACGAGCAAUUUUUGAACGGCUCGGAUUCUUUAAAACAAGAUGUGCACGCCAUAAUUCAGUUGAAUCUGAUCUUCGGGAUCGCGGCACUCUCUGCGAGCUCGAGAACCAAUCAAGACCCCACUUUCUUCGAAGAGAACUGGACCGGCGCUCUUGAUUCUCUUAUGGGAGAAAGCUCGAUCGGCGGCCUGCAAUGCUUCGUUCUGGCUCAAAUGUACUGCAUGACCAAGGGGGAUUACCGUAGUCUCCUUCGCUACCGAGCCUUGGCUGUGGACAUCUGCCAUCAGCUGGCACUAUAUGAGAGCCAGGGAAAAUGUGACCACCAACAUACUCGAGGCAGAAUCUCGCAAGAAGGUGUUCUGGUGCCAAUAUACUUUGGAUCGUCUUCUGACAAAUGCAGACUCUGUUCGGCUCUCACUGGACUGCCUGUCCUAUUGCGCGAGAGUGAUAUUCAGACUGAGUAUCCUGUUGAUGUGGACGACGAGAAUGUGACGGAAAACGGCUUUCUGCCAACUCUUCCCGGCGAGUCUACUCGUAUCUCAAGUGCCCUUGCGCUUUUCAGUGCAUCGAGGAUUCUCAACAAGACCUUGGAGGAUAUCUUUCCCUUGCGAUCUGGUUACGAUAUGUACGUUUCCAAGAUGCGUGUAGUGUCGGCGCAACUGGACGACUGGCUCCUUACGUUGCCGGCCCACCUUCGUCUAGAGUUCUCUCAGGAUAAACCCAGCACGAAUGUCACCAGCAGCAGAUCUCCGCUUUUGUCUCUUGUAUACUACUUCAUUCGGUCAUUGAUUCACCGCCCGGCUGUCUGCUACGCGGAAGAGAACUUGCGCUCUCCGUCUAUUUUGGCCAUGUCCGAUUCCUCUAAGCACAUCAUCCAGAUCCUCCAGCUGCUCGAUGAGCGACGACUUUGUCUUUCUAUCAGCAUCAACCGGAAGGAACUGGUCUUCCUUUCUGGACUGGGUCUUCUUUGGCAAACUCUGGGCCUGAAGCGAGACAGCAAGCUGGUCAAGGAGAGCCAGAAGCUGCUCGCGAAUGUCGUGGAGCAGCUCGAAUUAGAGUCAUCUGCGGCUGCUUCAGAGUUUAAUUCCCUUGCUAGCACUUUGGUUUUCCUUGAUACUGCCAAGCAGGCGCCCUCGGGCAAACAACCUCAGGAAAUGGUUGCCCCUGCCCAUAAGCCGUCGAAGUUCCCAAAGAAGCAUUUGCAGUCUCUCAAGUCUCGCCUCUCACCCAACGCUACCCGCGAACAGUCGGAGAAACAAGCAGCUGUUUCUCGACGCAACACCAUAUCGGGCGCGACCCCUCCGCUUGGGGUCCAGUCUCUUCGAUCUCCGAGCUGGUCAAGCCUCCCUCCCUCUCAUCAAGACCAGUACAAUGCGUCCCAUUUCCCUGCUGAUCAUGGACGUGCCUCGCUGGAUCUUGGGUCGGAUCCUCGACUGAUCUCUUCAACCAUGGGUUAUGACUACCCACGCGUAAUGCCUUCCUCUACGCCAUCCGAUACUACCAAUGGGGCCAUCACCAUGGCCGACUGGGAAUACGUGCUAAGCGAUAUGGACCGAGGAUACUCGAACAUCUUCACCGGCAUCUAUGGUGGCAAAGAGUGCGGCGAAGACUCUGGCCCAUUCGCCUCGAUUACGGCCGAGUAUGCGCAAAAACAAGAGGAUGGAACAUUGUCGAUUCCCCCUCCUGCUACCGACUUGCAAGACCUGUCCCCCGAGGCAUGGUCAGCAAGCAGUGGUGAUUUGGCUUCGACGCAGGAACAUGCCGCACAGAGCGUCAUGAGCUACUCCGGCGAAAGCAUGGGCAGCGCCGAGGAAACCCACUUUAAUUCCUUCGCUGAUACUUCGGUGCGCCCGGAUGAUAUCGGCUUGAUGGAUCCCUUCCAGGCACUCCCCAUGCCGGCCGAGGACGGGAUCGACGAAUUUGCCCUAGUUAAUGGCUGGGAUCGGCGGCUGGCCGUCUGA